Molecule: messenger RNA, 576 nt
Organism: Penicillium taxi
Lineage: Eukaryota; Fungi; Ascomycota; Eurotiomycetes; Eurotiales; Aspergillaceae
Exons: 1
Coding region: 1-576 (191 amino acids)
Molecular function (GO): protein binding
Source: RefSeq, a predicted model, not a curated record
AUGGACGAGGCCACCCAAAAUUCAGAUACUGUGACGGUUAAGAGCCGGUCAAAUCACACCAAUCUAAUGGACUUUCCUGCAGAACUUCAGUUGGAGAUCGCCUCCUACCUCACCUAUCCGGACGCCUUAGCUCUAAAGCACACAUGCAGCUAUUUCUACGCUUUGGUCUAUACAGGCGUACAUCUCAAAGUGGACUGGUUCGUCGAGCGCUUCGAGCACAAACUUGAGUGUCCUAUGGAAAAAUGUUCUUUCCGAACAGAUGAAGCGUUCUGCAACGCGCGGAUCCAGCACAUUAUGGAGCGUCGCCGCUGGCAUUUGGAGUGUCGGCGUAUUCCAGGUGGAUGCUGGGUUAUCGAGGGUAACACUUGUCAGAGGGAUUUAGUACCUUCUUGGCUGAAGAUGCAGGGUUCGAGAAAGAGUGUGAAGAUGUUGAUUGCCUGGGGACGCGAAAGUAACCUUCUUCUGAGUCUGCUUUAUAAUUAUUGUUUACUAACCUUUUUUUCCUUGUAUAGCUUUGAUAGUGGGCACUAUUGCGCUGUUUUUACAAUUGAUGUGGAUGUUUGUACAGAGGUAUGA